UUAAGAUUGCAGUUUAUUUUACUCUUUAACUUAUAUUUUUGUCAUUCCACAUCCUUGUCUCUCUUUGUUCUAAAAGGCUCUGGUCUGCACACUUUCGUCUUGUACUUGGGCCCUCAUAUUGCUCUAUUCACAAUAAAAUCUGUGAGCUGCGGAAGGGUUGACAUAAAAAGUGCUCCAUAUGAUACAAUUCAAUUAAGAAGUGGUCCUUCAUGGCUAGAUAAGGACUGUUCUGAAUUUGGUCCACCAUUAUUUUCUCUACCCAGUGCACGGGUACCAUUGACCAGCAUACUGAACCAGGUUCAGUUGGAGGCUAUAUUGUGGGGUAUUGGAACAGCUCUUGGAGAACUUCCUCCUUAUUUCAUCUCUAGAGCUGCUCGUAUAUCUGGUAGUGAAGGUGAACUUAUGGAAGAUUUGGAUUCUGCUUCAAAAGUAGACACUGGAAUUAUCAGCAACCACUUAAAACGGAUAAAACAGUGGCUUCUUUCUAACAGACAGUAUUUGAAUUUCUUCACAAUUCUGGUUCUUGCUUCGGUGCCAAAUCCUCUGUUUGACCUUGCUGGUAUCAUGUGUGGGCAAUUUGGUAUUCCAUUCUGGAAAUUCUUUACAGCAACCCUCAUCGGGAAAGCAAUUAUUAAGACUCACAUACAGACAGCAUUUAUCAUUUCAGUUUGCAACAAUCAACUGUUGGACUUGAUAGAAAAUCAAUUAUUUUGGGUGCUUGGUCUCAUCCCUGGAGUUGCUACGUUCCUGCCAAACAUCAUUUCCAAACUACAUGUCGCUAGAGAGAAGUACAUGGCAGCGUCCCCUCCGGUGUCUAGUGUUAAGGCAAAAAAGUGGGAUCUUUCGCUUGGUUCAGUGUGGAACACUGUUGUAUGGCUCAUGCUCUUGAACUUCUCAGCCAAGAUUGUAAAUACAACUGCCAAGGGCUAUCUCAGAGAGCAGCAUGAAAAGGAGCUGGCCGCACUUGAAAAUAAUCAUUCUAGGGAAUAACAGAUUCAUAGUAGUUCAGUAUAUGCAAGGGUCCAAUUUAGUUGCUGGUAGUUGAUUAAAAAAAAAUGAUCUUUUCAGCUGCUGGUCAUAGAUUGUGGUGUACGUUUUUGAAGUGCCACAAUCUGAUUUUGUAUUGGAAGUUCAGCACAUAUAAGAGGGAGAGGCUUCUUUUUAUGUCCUGAGCCCCUAUUUCCUGUAUACACCAAAAAUAACCACCAUGUACUUGAACCAUAAUUCAAUGACGAAAAAAAUCGGUUCAGCAGGAUCAUCA
This is a messenger RNA of Lycium ferocissimum, 1261 nucleotides long. Its product is annotated as vacuole membrane protein KMS1-like. The transcript is spliced from 5 exons. NCBI's taxonomy places the organism in Eukaryota, Viridiplantae, Streptophyta, Magnoliopsida, Solanales, Solanaceae. The annotation marks the transcript as partial. The record is from RefSeq and is a predicted model, not a curated record.